Atta colombica is the source of this 9536-nucleotide messenger RNA. RefSeq lists its product as uncharacterized. The coding region runs from base 84 to 9536 and encodes 3150 amino acids. The record is from RefSeq and is a predicted model, not a curated record. NCBI's taxonomy places the organism in Eukaryota, Metazoa, Arthropoda, Insecta, Hymenoptera, Formicidae. The transcript has 4 exons.
GAACUGAUUAGGCACGUACGAACUCGCUAGCUCUUUUCCUGGUAGCUCAAUUCCUUCAUGUUCCUUUGGGCUCCGUGCGGGUAAUGGCUGAAUACAAGGAGCAGGCUACUUAUAUGUUUAACAACUUCGAAUUGAAGAGAUGGCUUCACGGAGACGAAAAUCGUCGUCGUAUGCUGCUAGUCAAGCUAAAGAAUGAUUUGCGGAAGCUGGGAUUAUCGAAGCGGGCGACACGAGCAGGACUCGUUCAGCUUGCAAUGAAGCCAUGCGUGAUUCUAAAACGACUGUCGGUUUCCUGUUACAGAAAGAAGUUACUGCAAUCAUCGCAUAGUAAUUUUGUUCCGAUCCACAAGGAAAGGUUGCAAACCAAUCACCGAGACAAUGUCGAAAACAACAGACUAGAAGAUAAUUCGCAAGAUAUUGUUCAACACAUAUUUGACGCACAAAUUCCAAACGCUACUAUUGAAACAUUGAUUAAUGCGGUAAACGCUAAUAAAACGUGUCAAAGUAAGGUUCAAGAGUAUGAUUUUAUCAGAAAAAAAUCGUCAGAUGACACUAAAGAGGCACAAGAUUUUAACCAAAAAGUAGUAACAAAUAUAUCUCAUAUUGAUGUUACAUCAACAAAUUAUAGAGAUAUUUUUGCAAAAAAAUCUGCUAUUGAAGCGUCACCUAACUUUUCCUCGUCGGAAGAUGAAUCGCUGAACAAACAUAUACAAAAUGUUGUUCACGAAUUUAUAAACAAAUCAGAUACAACUGUGUCAUUUCAAUUGGAGGAACAUUCAGACUCUAAAAGUAGUAUCGAUCCCUUGAAAGAUGUUUUUAGAAGAGAACAUAGGGAAAAGAAAGACUGUGAAAUAAGGCAAGAAUUUUUUCCAGUAAAAAGCAAACUAUUAGACAUGUCACGAGAAGAUUCCUAUAAAUCUAAAACUGAUAAUAUCUUUGAAAAUAAUAUUAGCUCAAGCAACGCAAUAAUUUCAGAAUCGAAAACAUAUGCAAAAGUAAAAGUAAUUAAUUUCGUAGGUAAGAUUCAAAAUGUGUCUGCUUCAGAAAAAUCAGAAAAGUCGAUUGAACAUAUCGAUACAUUGUUACAUCAAACGCCCAUAAAGGAAGAUGUUAAUGAAGCAAAAAUGUAUUUAGAAGCUAAAAAUUCGCAAACAGAGAAUCAACCUAUUGAAACAGAUUCUAAAACAGUAAUUAAAAGAAAGAUACGUUCUGAAAGUUUAGAUCGAAAUAUAUCAUUGAUAAAGAAAUCAAAGGAGAAUGAAAUGAAUGUGUCACCAAAAAAAGUAGUAGCAGAUAGUACUAUCGGAACAUCUCACUACGAAAUGCUAUCCGAUAAUGAAUUAGUUCACACAGCAAAUGAAAGAAAUGAGGAGAAUACGAAAUGUAUGAUAAGAGAAAGAGGAAGUUCUAAAUUCCUGAAGCGAAUAAAGGAACGACAUAGGAAAAAAAAUAAUAUGAAGGUUAUGAAGAUACGAGCAAAAUUUCACGAAUGUUUUCGAGGCAAUUUCGAUACCGACACAAGUGAAAGUGAAGAAGAACGCGAAAUUCUGUUGAAUUUAAAGAAAAAUAAACAACAGUUUGAUGAUCCAUUACAUAAUAAUAUAACAGAAGAAAAGGUAGAAUGUAUUUUUGAAAGAAAUAAGUUAACACAUGAUUUAUCGGCUAAUAAUUGGCAGAAAAAUAUAGGCAGCACAAUAUCAGAUAAAAUAAGAUCCGACAACUUAUACGAUUCCACUCUAUCCGACAAAGAAUACGUUCUGCACAAUACUGUAAUAGAAAAACAGAUAGAAGAUAGUGCAUCGUUAGAUAAAUAUGCUAUGUUAACUAACAAUUCGCAGGAAAGUACAGAGAAUAUAAACUCAGAUAAUUUAUGCGAUUCUAGCACAUGCGCCGAAAAAUUUGAUGUAAGCGAUGCUACAACAGAUGAAGAAAUGAUAUCGAUAUGUAAACGCAUAACUUCUGUUAAUGCUUCACAGAAAAAUAUAGACAGCAUAUACUCUGAUAUUUCAUGCGAUUCCGAUGCAUGCACCAAAAAAUAUUCUCCGUCCAAUGUUACAAUAGACGAGGAAAUAGAAGAAACAUUGGUUUGUGAACAUAGCAUGUCAGAUAAUAAUUCUCAGGAAAACGUAAAGAAUAAAAAGGACGCAAUUUCGAAUAAAGUAAAAUUUAAGAAUUCAAACGACUCCUCUACUUACAAAGAAAAGUAUGUUGCGAAAGAAAAGAGCAUACAAAAUGGAGCAACAGUAUGUAAUUAUGAUAUGUCAACUAAUAAUUCGCAAGAAAAUAUGGAUGUAUUGGCUGAAAGAUCUGAUAACUCAAGCGAUUCUUCUAAUUGUACCGAGAAGUAUUGUGCUACAAAUGUUAUUGUAACAAGAAAGGAAAUAAAAAAUAAAGCAUUGACAUGUACAAAUGAUACGUUAACUAAUAAUUCGCAGGAAAAUAUAGAGAACGCAAUACUAGCUGAAGCAAAGUCUGAUAAUUUAGGGAAUUCCAUUGCAAGAACCAAAAAAUGUGAUAUUACAAUAAAAAAGAAGAUAAAUCAUGAUGAGUCAAUUAAUGAAUCGAUAUGCAUGUUACCUGAUAAUUCACAGAAAAAUAUAGAGAGCGCAAUAUCGCUUGAAGUGAUGGCCGAUAAUUCAUGCAAUUCCACUGUAAAUACCGGAAAAUACAUUAAACAUAAUACUAUAACAGAUGAAAAGAAAGAUGGAGCAUCAUCAAUACAUAAACACAGCACAUCUAAUGAUUCGCAAGAACAUAUAGAAAGCACAAUACCGGCUGAAGUAAAUUUCGAUAAUUCGUGCGUUUCCAUUUCAAAUAUUGAAAAAUAUUCUACCCACAAUAUUGUAACAGAUGAAAAGACAGAAGAGGGAGCAUCAACAUAUAAAUGUGAUACACCUGUUAAUAAUUCACAGGAAAAUAUAGAAAGUAUAAUACCGAUUGAAGUACAAUUCGAUAAUUCAUGCGACUCUGAGUGCGAAAUUCAUUCCACUGUGAAUGUCGAAAAGUGUGACUCUAAGCACGAUACUGCAAAAGAUAAAGUAAAAAAUAGAACAUCAAUAUGUAAGCGUAACAUGUCAGAUAAUGAGUCAAAAAAUAUAGAAAAUGUAGUCUCGGCAGAAAAAGAGAGCAUACAAAAUUCUUCGUCAACUGACAUGGAAAACAAUAGUAAAUGUGAUAUUAGCGUGAAACAUAAUAUACCGUCCAUGAUUGAAAUAAAUUUAGAUGAAAAUAUGAGUAUAGAAAAUAUAUAUUUAAAUAAAAAUAUAAAGAAGAAAGCAGAUACCACUUACAAGGAAGCGGAAGAGGUAAGUGUACAAAAUCUGCAAAAAAAUCAAGAAAUGCGCAAUGUCGAAAGUAUUGAUUUAGCGCAACACAAAAAUAUGCAAAAAAAUGCAACGUCAAAUUUGGAAUUACUAAUCAUGUCUACAUUUGAAUCAACAUCAUACAAUGUUAGCAAAAAAGACAACCAUGACAUGUUAGAAAAAAAUGUCGAAAAUUUAUUAUUAUCAAGUAACGACAUGGAGAAAGACGAAAAAACAAUUGAUCAAUUUUCAAUGAUAACAUCAAACUCAAAAAAAAAUUCUUCGGAAGAAAAAAGUAACGAUUCUUUUUCCAUAUUAUCGUCAAAUUCAUCUAGCAAAUUAAAUUAUAGUGACAAUUGCUCAUUAGACAUUCACUUAACAGAUGAUGAUAACAGUAGUGAUAUUGAAGUAGAAAUAAAAAUAAAACCUAAAUUGAAAUCUCGAGUAUCACGGAAAUUUUCAUUAAAAGCACCUUGGUCUGCAGUAAAUACAUGUAUCAAAAACUUACACACACUUAAGGAUAAUCCGAGCUUUCUUAAUGAACUUUUGCAAAUGGAUCAUAGAACAUCUGAAAAGUUUAAUCGCAAGGUCACAAAUACAAAAGAAAAGAAAGACGGUACGUCAUUAGAUAAUGUUACUGCCGAGACUGACGAAAUCAUAUGUAAUUCUAAUCCUAUUACUAAAGAUGAUGAAAAUCAUUCUCAACAACGAAAUUCUCAAAACCGUCCAAUUUUAAACGAAGAUAAAAAUAUGAUAGCUUAUGAUGACAAAAAAGAAAAAGAUGAAUGCACUCAAUCUCUCAUACAAACAACUCCAAUAACUGAAAAUAAUUCUGACUCAAGUAGGCUUACGUGUGAUACAUCCAAUUUGGAAAAACAAUCACAAAAGGUUAUCGCAAACGAUAAACAAAAAAACAACGAAGAACAAAAUUUUGAAGAUAAAAUAAUUUUAGAGGGAACUAAAAAUGUGAUAGAGCAUAAUCAGGUUAAAGAAGUUGAAAUGUCUGUCGAGAGAAAGACACCGCUGAUAACGACUGAAAAUAGUUUUGAAUCAAUUAAAGCUGCAUACGACACGCCUGAUGUAGCAGAACAAUUACCACAAACUUCCUCAAAUAUGACACAUAAGAAAGUACGAGUCCGUUCUAUUGCGGAACUUAGUUAUCAAUGUAUCGAGAAAUCUGUGAAUCUGACUGCAUCGAUUCCAAGGAAUGCAUGCCCAGCAUUCUGCCAGUCAGUAUCUCAAUCGACAACUGUUCAUUCAAUAUCUUCUCAAUUAACACCUCAAUCAACAUCUCAAUCAACAUCUUCUCAAUUAGCACCUCAAUCAACAUCUUUUCAAUCAGCACCUCAAUCAGUGUUUUUUCAAUCAGCACCUUCUCAAUCGAUAGCUUUUCAACCAAUACUUUCUCAAUCAACAUGUCCUCAAUUAGGACCUCCUCGAUUUACAUUUCCUCAAUCAACAUCUCAGUCAGUAUCCAAACGGCUGUCGCCAUCAUAUAACACCACUCUUAAACAUAUAUACCUCUCACCUAAUACAAGUUCCGCGGUUGCACCGGUUGAAGUUAAUACUCCAAAUAAUAACAAUCUCAGAAAUUUAAUACAGAUUACAAUCAAAAAUAUCUGCACCAAUGUUGGAUAUUGUCGCAAUCUUGAUCAAUAUAAUCAUGUAAGAAUAAAUUUUCCUGAAGAUUAUGUACAAAGAUUAUCUAUAACUAUGCAACAAAUAAGUCAAGAUUUAGAAAACUUGAAAAUGUGGUUGUAUAUGAAGGAUAUUGACAGCACGCUGAUUUAUGUUAAUUUUUAUAUGCCAAAAAAUCAUCCAGUGACAGUUCCGGAAUUGAAAAAAUAUGUGCAAAUUUGUUAUAAUUACUUACACAUCUCACAGCAAAAUUAUGCAAACUCGUCACAAUAUCCGAAUAUUAAUAGAUUAUUCAAAUCUACUUCAAAUGCAUCAAUAUCGAAUGUUAACGCGCAACAAUUUUCGAAAAAUGCUUCAUUUUCAGAUACAAGAAUGUUAAAUCGUGACACAUUUGUGCAGUCUUCAACAAUGCCAUGUCCGGCACCGAUGACCUCAAACAUUAACCAGCAGCAAUUGGUCAGAAAUUCGGCUAAUUCUACACAAGUACCACACUCGAAACCUAAUCACUCGAAACCUAAGCCAAAUAUUCAUCAAUCAUAUAUGUCUUAUGUACCAUUAACAACACAGUCACGUAUGUCGAACGCUAGUCAACAACAAUCUUUAGAAAAUGCGAAUCAACCGAUACAAGGCCGAUAUAUGCCAGCAAAUAUAUUGAAUGCUGGCGUUCAACAGGAUUUUUUAAUUGUGAAUAACAUUUCAUCGAAUGUUAAUAUGCGCUCACGUGAACCAGUAAAUCAAGGAAACGCAAACGUGUCUCCUACAACUAAUAUGAGACAAUUACACACCUUGCAACAAAAUACGAUUAAUAAUACUGCAACCGCAUCUGCUACUAAUAACGUGCAACAACAGAAACAAAUGUAUCUUCAAACAUCGCAAAUAAACUCAAGAACAGCAGUUUAUUCAUCGUCUAUGACAAAUCAAAAUAAUUCUCUUGGAAUACGCCAGAUUGUGCCAGGCUGUAACAAUGUCAACUUAUCUGGAUCUUUUACGAUAAAUCCUGAUACUUCAAGAAUCAACGCUGCAAUGGAAAAUGCUAGACAUGGAAGCACUAAUGUGAAUCGGCAGCAAGCAAGCUGCAGUCCACAAGUAUCUCAAAUAUCUUCAGAAAAAACGCAAUAUUUGCCGCAAUACAAUCCAAACCAAACUUAUCUUAUUGUAUCUCAAUCUUCCACACAUUCCAACAUACAAACGCAUCCCGUUCAAAAUACUUUGCCAAAUCAAAACGUAUGGCAGAUGCAGCAGCAGCAAUUGACAAUAAAUCAAGGGAAUACAAAUAUGCCUCCUACAACUAACAGGAAACAGCCAUACAUCAUAAGAAAUGUAAUUAGCAAUACUACAACCGAAAAAAAAAGCCAAAGAUACAUCUUGCCCAAAGAUACAUCCACAUAUCCAAUUGAUCUAUCGAUUAAUGAUCUCCCGCAGAAUGUACAACAAAACAUGUCGCAGCAGAAAUUGCCAGUAAAUCAAGGGAAUGUAAACAUAUCUCCUACAAUCAAUACGAAACAAUCACACAUUAUAUCAAAAAAUCCAAUUAACAAUACAACCGUAACAAGCCAGUAUGUAAUAUCCAAAGAUACAUCUAUAUAUCCAAUUAAUCUAUCAAUUAACAAUACAUUGCAAGAAAACGUGCUGAAUAAAGAAGAGAUGACCGAGACACAAAAUACAAAUGGCAUGCAAAAGAAGGCACAAUCUAUGAAUCUGCAACAAGAUACACAUCAAGAAAUUCUGAGUGCAUGCAACAAAUUGCAAAAUGUUGACACUGUUUCGGAAAAUACAAAAUCUUCUACACAAAGAUUGAGUGUCUUACAAAGUAUGAUGUUUACAAUAUCUCCAAAUAAAAAUGAUGCAGUGUUAUUUUUGUCCGCAAUCGAACGAAAAAAGCAAAGAAACAAAGUUACGUUCUCUAAUAAUCUGGCGAUUCUAACAGACAUUCAGAAAAUCCUAUUGCGUGAUCAAAUAAAAUCAUAUUUUAUUAUGUGGGACGAACUGAAAAAUUUGCUUAGCAAGCAAGAAUUCGAACGAGUACAUAAUGAAAGAAUAAUACUGUUUUACUCGUACGUGAAUUUAGAUGAUUACAUAAAGAGUAUAAUAAACGAAUCACAGACCGUUCAAAAAUCCGUCGAAAAAAGUUUACAAGAUAAUACGUCACAAAACAAGUCAACAUUACAAGAAGAUACAAUACAAACAUCCGUAGACAAGUUAACGAAGAUUCAACUUAAUCAAGACAAUGAAAAUAGUUUAGAAUGUAAUAGAAUUUCAGAAAAGCAAUCAGAACAAAGUAUUGAUUCGAAUAUUUCAAAGAGUCCAAAAUCUACGGCGACAAAGAGUAAUUUAGAAGCGUCAAAUGAAGAGUCACCUUGUACGUCUGUGAUAACUAAGGAAUUCCUUCCAAAAAACACAAGAUUACAAGAAGAACAAGAGAAUAAUACAUUAAAGAAGCAAUCCCAAAAGAAUUCAUUGAUUGAUACGGAAAAAGAACCUCGGAGUACAGAAACAUUGUCGCCAGAAGAGAAGUUGAUCACAGAAGUGUCUGCCAAGAAUUUGAAAACGAAAACGCAAGAUAAUGCGAAAAUUGACGAGUCUCUGAAAGUGACAAGUUCAUAUGACUCCUCCUUUAAACAAAACCUACUGUUUAAUUUAUUACAGGAUGUGCCAACUGAGAACAUAGAAGAUCAAUUAGAAAUUAUGAUUAAUAAUAUAAAUAAGAGAUUUAGUAAUGUAGAAAUGGAAAGCGUACGCGAAACUUCUGACAUUGUAACAUUAAACAAUAGCAAACAAAAUGAUGCGAUAUCACAAGCUCAGUAUAACAUGGAAGACCAAAAUAAAAUAAUAUAUAAUACCAAUAAUGAAAUAUCCAGUAAAAAUUUACGAGAUGGAUUGCGUGAUGACGUCAAAGCGAAUACUGAAAUAUUAAAUUCCACAAAGAUACAGUUUGAUUCAUUGAAUAUAUUGCAUAUUUCAGAAUCGUUCCCAUCAAACAACAUACAGGAAUCGAUAUCUCCGAGAAAAUAUCUCGGAAAGAAACGUGAAUCUACUGAAAUAUCGGAGCCACAUAUCACAGAUGAGGAACACGCCGAAGCAACAUCAGAAUUUUGUUUAAACAUACAGCAACAAGAUCCUACGAAUGAACAAAGUAAUGAUUCUACUGAAACGUUUGAAAGUUUCGGGAAACUGUAUAUCGACGAAAAUGUAGAGAUGCAAACCCAGUGUGAUAAGAUGUCGUUUUUUGAAGAAGAUAACUUAAAAUCACAAGAUUCAAUAGAACUACUUGAUAUGAUAAGCUGCGAUUCUACGAAAGUAUCAUUUUCUUUUCUCAAAAACAUUGCUAAGGCUGAUCAAGAGACAUAUCAAGAUUUCAAAACUGAAGCGCAAGACAUUGAGGAACUCGAUGAACACCAGUCGUUAGAAAUAGAGAAGAUACAGGAUGUAUCAUUGAAGUUUGAAGAUGAAUGCAAUAUGAGAGAAAGUGUGAUACAAUCGACCAAUAUCAUAAAAAGACAUGAAGAUACAAAAGAAAAUGAGUUAUUAUUAACAGAGGAGAUCGAGUUUCAAAAAAUGUUAUCAAAUCAUGAAGUUUUAAAAGAUAUAUUGCAUGUCGAAGAGAGCAUGACAGAAUCGAUCUGUUUAAAAUAUCCUGAAGAUAUAGAAAAGAAAAAGAGGGAAAUAAACGCUCAAAAGCUUCUUGAAGAUAUAGAAGAGGAAAACAUGGAAAUAAACAUUCAAAAGUUUUCUGAAGAUAUAGAAGAGAAAAAGAUGGAAUUAAACGCUCAAAAGCUUCCUGAAGAUAUAGAAGAGGAAAAGAUGGAAAUAAACACUCAAAAGCUUCCUGAAGAUAUAGAAGAGGAAAUAGAUACUUACACUAUUAUUAAAAUGGACAACAAAAAUAAUGAGCAAUCACUAUUAAAAAUAGAGGAGGUCGGGUUUCAGAAAAUGUCAUCAAAAUUUAGAGACCUGGAAGAUAUAUCAAGUAUCGAAGACAACUCAACAGAGUCGGUUUACUUUCAACUUCCUGAAGCUAUAGAAGAGGAAAUAAAUAGAGACACUCAAGAGUUUAAAUAUAUAGAAAAGAAAAAGGAUACUCACAGUGGUAUUAAAGCAAUCAAUGAACAGCUCAAGCAUGUAUCCGAACAAAAAAAAUCACGUACUUGUGCACUUAGUUCCUUUCAAAGAGACGAUUUUCUCGAUGUAAAUGAAAAAGAAGUUUCCGCUAAAACUGAUUUUCUUGAUGCUGAUGAUAUCGAAUAUAUUUCCCUGAAAAGCGACGACUCCAAUAGCAUGCCGAGUAUCUUGAACAUUAGGAGUAUAUCGCCAUCAUCAUUCGAGAAAAUGAAAAAUAUAAAUGCAUUUCUUGAAAAUAACUCAGAAUCAUUGACUAAAAAUGAUGAAAAUUCGUUGGAUAUAAAUGACAAUUUGGGAAUUUCGGAUGAGAUAGAUGAUAGGCUUUGUUUACGAUGCAAACGCAAAAGUAUGGUAUACUGUCAGGCUUGCUUGGAAGCUCAUUAUUGUUCCAAACGUUGUUCGUCUUUGCAUUGGAAUGCGGAACACUACAAACAAUGCAAGGGUCGUAAUUCGAUUAUCUGUAUCGAUGUAGUAUAA